Messenger RNA from Cooperia oncophora, 750 nucleotides. The record is from the annotation of a GenBank genome assembly. Lineage: Eukaryota; Metazoa; Nematoda; Chromadorea; Rhabditida; Trichostrongylidae.
AUGCAGUCUGCUAUUCACUGUGGAAGAUUCUGCUCCCACAAAACUACCUGUGCCAAUUUAUGCGUCACACGUCGCACAACCGGUGUUGUACUAGAUUCUGGUGAUGGUGUAACGCACGUCGUACCCAUAUAUGAAGGCUUUGCAAUCGAUCAUGCCAUUGGACGGAUGGAUGUCGCAGGGCGUGAUGUCACUCGAUGGUUGCGGCUUUUAUUGCGUAAAGAGGGGACAGAUCUUCACAGAACUAGCGAGUUUGAAAUCGUUCGUGAAAUCAAGGAAAAGGCGUGUUAUCUAGCUACCAAUGUCGUCAAAGAAGAGGCCAACGAGAGUGACAAGCUAAUUUAUCCUUUACCGGAUGGAUCCCGCCUUGAAAUAGGAGCUAGUAGGUUCCGUGCUCCGGAAGUCCUAUUUCGACCAGAGUUGAUUGGAGAGGAAUGGCCGGGAAUUCCUCAGCUUGUGAACGAUUCUAUCAAGAAAUGUGAUAUGGAUGUGCGCAAAACACUAUACGGUAGCAUAAUUUUGAGUGGUGGCUCAACGCUAUUACAAGGAUUCGGCGAUCGACUUCUUUCAGAGAUGAGGAAAAUUGCUCCACAGGACUUGAAAGUGAGGAUAACUGCGCCUCAGGAACGUCUCUACUCUACCUGGAUUGGUGGAUCAAUUCUAGCUAGUCUGGAUACAUUCCGAAAACUAUGGGUAAGUAAGAAGGAAUAUGAGGACGAAGGCAAGAAAAUCCUUCAUAGAAAAUUCUUUUAA